Molecule: messenger RNA, 1602 nt
Organism: Diplodia corticola
Lineage: Eukaryota; Fungi; Ascomycota; Dothideomycetes; Botryosphaeriales; Botryosphaeriaceae
Product: mfs multidrug transporter
Exons: 6
Coding region: 1-1602 (533 amino acids)
Biological process (GO): transmembrane transport
Molecular function (GO): transmembrane transporter activity
Source: RefSeq, a predicted model, not a curated record
AUGGGCGAGCCCAAAACACUUGGCGAAAAGCAACCUCGCCCAACUCGCCUUCUGAAACGACCUGCGUUGGCAAACGGAGCGCCUGUCACUACCGCUGUCCUGAACUGGCAGUACGAUGGAAACGGAAUUCCAGGCGACGCCUUCGUCGUACAGUGGAUUGUAAAUGACCCCGGCAAUCCUCUUUUCUGGAAGAGCUGGUACAAGUGGUUUAUUGCACUCAGCGUUGCUUCAACUACGCUUUGCGUAUCCUUCUGUUCGUCUGCAUACUCGGGAGGUCUUGAAGGUAUCGAGAAGGAUCUCGGCGCCAGCCAUGAGCUGGCAACAGUGGGGCUUUCCCUGUUCGUACUGGGGUUUGGCAUAGGGCCUCUGAUAUGGGCGCCAUUGGGCGAGAUGUACGGCCGACGAGUUGUGUUCUUUGCAACCUUUGCGGCAUUGACUGCUUUCAACGCGGGGACGGCAGCUGCUCGCAACAUCGAAACGGUUUUGAUACUACGUUUCCUGGGUGGGACCUUUGGCGCCUCGCCAUUCACCAACGCAGGCGGGGUCAUUGCAGACAUUUUUAACAUCAGAGAUAGAGGGUUUGCAAUGUGCAUCUUCGCGGUCGCGCCAUUCAUGGGUCCUGUCAUUGGUCCUUUAGUCGGCGGUUUUCUGGGCGAGAUCGAAGGCUGGCGAUGGAUACAAGGCGUCAUGACCAUCUUCUCGGGCGUGGUCUGGAUCUUCGUCUCGCUUGCGGUACCGGAGACAUAUGCCCCAGUUCUCCUGAGGCGCAGAGCAGCCGAGCUGAGCAGACUGACCGGGAAGCUUUACCUGAGCAAAGCGGAGACGGAGACAGAGAACAAGCCAGCAUCUCUCAAGGAUGCACUGUACACCAAUCUCUCGAGACCUUGGAUCCUCCUCUUCCGAGAGCCCAUUGUUUUCCUGUUGAGCUUCUACAUGGCCGUCAUCUAUGGAACGCUCUACAUGCUCUUUGGUGCAUAUCCAAUCGUGUACCAGCAGUACCGCGGCUGGACUCCCGGAGUCGCUGGCCUUCCUUUCAUCGGAGUCGCAAUCGGGAUGCUGGCGUCUGUUGCGUACAACAUCUGGGUCGACAACCCACGCUACAUGCGCCUUCUGGACGAAAACAACGGCAAAGCGCCGCCCGAGGCUCGGUUGCCGCCGGGGCUGGUGGGCGCAGUGGCACUCCCUGUCGGCCUGUUCAUAUUCGCCUGGACCAACGGCCCUGAGCUGCCAUGGGCUCCAAGCGUCAUAGCCGGAGCGCCAUUUGGCUUUGCCAUGGUUCUCGUUUUUCUUUCAAUCAUGAACUACCUUGUGGACUCAUACACCAUCUACGCGGCAUCCGUCUUGGCCGCAAACUCGGUGUUUAGGGCCGUGUUCGGAGCUGUAUUCCCGCUCUUCACACGGCAAAUGUACGACGGUCUCGGUAUCCAUUGGGCGUCGACAAUUCCGGCCUUCCUUUCGCUCCUGUGCUUACCGUUCCCCUUUCUCUUCUACCGCCUUGGCGAAAGAAUCCGGAGGAAGUGCAAGUAUUCAGCAAUAGCCGCAGCGGCAAGUGAUUCUCUUCAGAAAUCAGCCGGCCAUUCUGAACCCGAGCAGUCUGUGUGA